This is a messenger RNA of Caenorhabditis sp. 36 PRJEB53466, 1580 nucleotides long. The record is from the annotation of a GenBank genome assembly. NCBI's taxonomy places the organism in Eukaryota, Metazoa, Nematoda, Chromadorea, Rhabditida, Rhabditidae.
AUGAACACGUCGUCGGUCGCCGCGCCCCAACAGCAGCAACAAGGGCAACCGCCGCAGCAGCAGCAGCAACAACAACAUCAACAACGUCAAUUCUACGGAGGAGUAAGUGCAUCUUUUCAAAGUUAUUAUGUCCGCCUUUCGGUUAUAAACUCUAAUCUCAAGACCAUAAUUCCAAAUCCUUAACAUUCAAAAUUGACUAAAUUUCACUUCUCCUUCCUAUUACAUACAGAUUAUCCUUAUCGUUUGCCUUUCAGCGUCCGCAGAACCACAUGAGAGGCAGUGGUCCUUUUGGAAACAGCAACGGCUACGGCCGUUACACUGCGCCGCGUGACGGAAACCAGCACCACGACUCGACGCCAUUGAGCUCGGUGAGUUCGCGACGAACUUUUCCCACUUCACAACAACGCUCCUCGAAUUUCGGAACUCCCAGUUCUGUACGACCACCCCCUUUUGUGCCUUCAUCGUCCUAUCUAUGUCCUCAUUUUUCAGACCAAUCUCUACAUUCGCGGUCUGGCCCCGAACACCAAUGAUGACACUCUUCGUGACAUGUGCUCGAAGUAUGGAAACAUCGCGUCCACAAAGGCCAUCAUGGACAAGGCCACCAACAACUGCAAAGGAUACGGAUUCGUUGAUUUCGAGUCGCCCCAAGCCGCUGCUGCUGCCGUCGAUGGACUGAAUACAGAGGGAGUUCAAGCCCAGAUGGCCAAGCUGCAACAACAAGAGCAGGACCCGACCAAUCUCUACAUCGCCAAUCUUCCAUUAGACUUCACCGAACAGAUGCUCGAGACUGAGCUCAACAAAUACGGAAUGGUCAUCUCGACCCGUAUUCUCCGUACUCCGGAUAAUCAGUCUCGCGGAGUUGGCUUCGCUCGCAUGGAUUCGAAAGAAAAGUGCGAAGUGAUCAUCUCUGCUCUGAACGGAGGUCGCUUCGAGACCAUGACCAAGGAAGGCCCAGCCCUUCUCAUCAAGCAAGCCGACACCGGCAGGAAGAGUAAGGUUGGUGGCCGCCAUCCCUCCUUUCACCAGUUUAGCUCUCUGGGCGGACCGUCGGCGUUUUUGAAUGGCCAGGUAGGAUUUCAGACUAUUAGAACUCGAAUCAUGUCCGCCCGGAGACUUGCUGAUUUCUUCGCUUCCCUCGCUUCUCCAUGUACUAAAUAUUCUGUUUCAGCACGCCAUGGGAAACCAGGACAUGCUCCAGAGAAUGCAGUACCCGCAGGUCUACCAGUCGUACUACGGAUACCACCCGGCUGCCGUCUACCAUCAACAGUACGAUGUCAACUCGUUGGCUUCGCAGAUGGGCGGUAUGCAUGUCGGAGGAGGAAACCCGCAGGCGAACGGCGGCGGUGACAUGUACGGAGCUCACAUGUACGGUGGACAGAACGCCGGUGGCCAAGGAGUACAGGCCGGAGGACAAGGUGGCCAAGGAGGCAACCAACAACAGUACUACAACAUGAACCCGAACAACGGACGCAACAAAAAGGUGUGUGGCGUUCCGUAGUCUAGGAUCCACGUGAUCACCGUCGUAAUCAGAACUGUAGCAGAAUCCUAAAAUUUAGUAUUUCCAGCAAAUUCCGCAGUAA